AUGAAGCCUCCCCCGCGGCGCCGAGCGGCCCCGGCGCGCUAUCGGGGCGAGGUGGCCGGCGCCGCCGGCUGGAGCGCCCUCGAGAAGCGGCAGCUGCUCCGGCUACUGCAGACGCGGCGGGGCCAGCCGGAGCCGGACGCCGCCGAGCUGGCCGGGGAGCUGCCGGGCCGGAGCGAGGCCGAGAUUCGGGAUUUCCUCCAGCAGCUCAAGAACCGUGUGGCCCGGGAAGCCAUUCAGAAGGUGCAUCCAGGUGGCCUAAAGGGUCAAAGGCAUCAGCCCCCAGCUCCCAUCGAGGUGUGGAUGGACCUGGCUAAGAAGAUAACAGGCCCACUGGAGGAAGCUCUGACCGUGGCUUUCUCACAGGCGCUCACCAUCAUGGCUGUGGAGCCCAUCAGCCUCCUGUACUCCAAGCCGUCCAAGCCCACGCAGGCGCGUGCAAAACUGCUGCCCCUUAACACCCCCAGCAGACAAGAGAACCCGAGCCCUGAGGCUGGUGGCCCCAUCCCUGAAGCACCUGCUGGCCCCUCUGCUGAGGGAGACCUCGAAGUGGACUUUGAAAAGAUCUACAAGUACCUGUCAUCAGUCUCCCACAGCUACCAAGACCCUGAGCUUUCCCCAGCCGAGUCAGCCGUGGUCCUUGACCUGCUCAUGUCACUUCCUGAGGAGCUGUCUCACCUGCCCUGUGCAGCCCUGGUUGAGCAUAUGAUGGAUACGUACCUACACCUGAUGGCCCCCCAGUCUGACCCCGGCAGUGGGAACCUGGGACCAGAAGCUGAGGUUUGUGGGACUGGCUCUAGGGGGCAAGAGGAGUCCAGUCAGGCCAACCCCCAGGCCCCUGAGAAUGCCAAGCCCAGCAAACCGAGAUCUGCCUGGCAAGCAGUUGGGGUUUGCCCCCUGAACCCAUUUCUGAUGCCUCUGGAGCUUCUGGGCCAGGUAGCUACCCCUGCAAAGUGA
This is a messenger RNA of Pipistrellus nathusii (Nathusius's pipistrelle), 954 nucleotides long. The record is from the annotation of a GenBank genome assembly. NCBI's taxonomy places the organism in Eukaryota, Metazoa, Chordata, Mammalia, Chiroptera, Vespertilionidae.